Messenger RNA from Misgurnus anguillicaudatus (oriental weatherfish), 1867 nucleotides. The record is from RefSeq and is a predicted model, not a curated record. NCBI's taxonomy places the organism in Eukaryota, Metazoa, Chordata, Actinopteri, Cypriniformes, Cobitidae.
UGGCUAACACUGCGUGAUUACGAUAGACGAGCCUUUUUUUACUACCGACAAGAGUGCGAUCAUUCUUUUCGCAUUUACUUCAUUCGAACAAAAUUUCAGCAAUCGAGCUAAUUUAAGAUGUUUUACACUUGUGGUCCCAAUGAGGCGAUGGUGGUCUCAGGCUGCGGCCGCUCCCCUCCUUUGCUGAUUGCUGGAGGAAGAGUGUUUGUUUUACCCUGCAUUCAGAAAAUCCAGCGGAUAUCUCUUAAUACUCUCACUCUUAAUGUGAAGAGUGAUAAGGUCUACACCAGACAUGGAGUACCUAUUUCAGUGACAGGCAUUGCCCAGGUGAAGAUCCAGGGGCAAAAUAAAGAAAUGCUGGCCGCAGCUUGCCAGAUGUUCAUGGGGAAGUCCGAGACUGAGAUCUCUCAGAUUGCUCUGGAGACUCUUGAGGGACAUCAGAGAGCCAUUAUCGCUCAUCUGACUGUGGAGGAGAUUUACCAGGACCGUAAAAAGUUUUCAGAGCAGGUAUUUAAGGUCGCUUCCUCUGACCUGGUCAACAUGGGGAUCGGUGUUGUCAGCUACACACUCAAAGAUGUUCAUGACGAUCAGGGUUAUCUCGUCUCUCUGGGUAAAGCUCGUACCGCUCAGGUGCAAAAAGACGCUCGCAUCGGAGAGGCUCAGUUUAAGAGAGAUGCUGUUAUGAGGGAGGCUCAUGCCAUGCAGGAGAAGGUCUCUGCUCAGUAUAAGAAUGAGAUUGAGAUGGCCAAAGCCCAGCGAGACUUUGAGCUCAAGAAGGCCGCCUAUGACGUUGAGGUCAACACCAAGAAGGCCGAGUCUGAAAUGGCCUAUCAGCUUCAGGUGGCUAAGACAAAGCAGCGCAUCGAGGAGGAGAAGAUGCAGGUUCAGGUUGUGGAGCGCACACAGCAGAUCACCCUGCAGGAGCAGGAGAUCACCCGUAGGGAGAAAGAACUGGAAGCUAAGGUCAGAAAGCCGGCUGAUGCUGAGAGAUAUCGUGUCGAGAAGCUCGCUGAAGCAAUGAGACUACAAUUGAUUAUGGAGGCAGAAGCUGAGGCCGAAUCCAUCAGAAUGAGGGGAGAGGCCGAGGCCUUCGCGUUGGAGGCGAAGGGUCGUGCUGAGGCAGAGCAGAUGGCCAAAAAGGCAGAAGCUUUUAAAGAGUACAAAGAGGGAGCCAUGGUGGACAUGCUGCUCGAGACACUCCCACUGAUGGCAGAGGAGAUCAGCAAGCCACUCUCUGCAGUCCAUAAGGUCACCAUGGUGUCCAGCGGAGGGUCAGAAGUGGGUGCGGCUAAGCUGGCAGGAGAGGUUCUGGAUAUUAUGAGUCGCCUGCCGAUGACGGUGGAGAAACUGACUGGAGUAAAAAUUUCACAGGUUCCCUCAACCCGCAUGGGUUAAUGGAGUUCACUGAGACAGAAUCGACUUUAAUCCGCUGUGAUGUUGGAUUUGAACUCUUUCUGUCUAUGUGUGCUUGAAUGCAUGCCUGUGUUAUAUUAUACUGAACCUGGAACCUCAAUGUUAUUUUAGUUGUUUUUUGUUAUCCACCAUAUUGUAACGUUUCAUUUUUUUACACCAGGCUUUGUGAAUUAUAUGCUUUUAUAACAUUUAUAUAAUCAUUUUGUAGGUUAGUUGAAAAGCCUCUCUGAUCUGUAAUGGUUUUAAGGAAGUACAAUCUCAGUUUUUCAUCUAUGAAUAGAUUCUGUCCUUGUGCCUCUUAAUUCUGCUAGGUUUCUUUCAGAACCAAAGUGCAUUUAAGAUUAAUGCAUUUAAAUUUACCUCAAGUGCAUUAUUGAAGCCAUAGUGCAUGUUGCCUUAUAUAUACACGUGGCUGGUUGCAUAAAUGGUUUAAACUAGUCUUAACAAUUUUUUU